This is a messenger RNA of Lates calcarifer (barramundi perch), 2111 nucleotides long. Its product is annotated as CD209 antigen-like protein E. The record is from RefSeq and is a predicted model, not a curated record. The coding region runs from base 533 to 1270 and encodes 245 amino acids. Lineage: Eukaryota; Metazoa; Chordata; Actinopteri; Centropomidae. The transcript is spliced from 6 exons.
AGGAGAAAGAAACAAAAGCCACGUGUUUGUACAAAAAGGGAAUUUUGCUACAUGAAAAAUAAAAGUCGUUCAUUCUUCCCUUAUCUAAAAUACAACUCUUAACAGAUUCAGGAAGCAAUAAAUGUAUUUUUUUGCGCCUUAUAUCAACAUCAAACAAACGUAAUUGCACCUCAAAGUGAAGAAAGCACCGUUUGUCUGAUAAUGAGAAGAUAAUCAAUAGAUAAGCAGCAGAUAGAUGAGGUCAGAUCAGCAGAUAAACAGCAGAUAAACACUAUAGAGAAGUGUCUGAAAUUCACAUAACUAAAACAAAACAGUGGUCGGUCAGGGUCGGCUGAGUAUAUGCAUAUGUAACACCUCCAGGACGUGACAUGGUGCUUUUCUAAAUAUAUAUCAACUGUUAGCGCUCUGCCAGCUUCCUCUGCUGACUGUUUCACGGCUCUUGGGCUGAAGAGCGUGGCUGUAAUUUGAGGAAGGGGUGGAGUGGUCACAUUUCGUUCAGUUAAAUGUGUGAAAAUGAUAAGAUGUUGUAAUAAUGAGUCAACAAGCUGAAGUAAACAGACGAAGAGCACCAAACAUCAGCAUGGAUUCAUCUCUGAGACACCUGGACGAUGAUGUCGAGAGGGAAACACCUGCAGAUACAGGACCGGGUCGAUUCAGCCACCUGGUGGCUGGAGUGGCUGUUUCCGUGGCAACAAUAAUUGUUUUCACUGGACUUCUUUUGUCCUUGGUGUUAUUUGUCGCGAGGAGGGCCACACCAGACGUGGAUCAGACUUCUGAAACUUCAGGAAAGGAACUGAUGGAGCAACUGCAGCAGUGUCAAAAAGAGCAGCAUGAUCUGAAGCUCAUGCUCCACACCGUCACUCAAGACUCCAGAUGCAGUUUGUGUCCGGGCGGCUGGCUCUGGUGGAGGGGUCACUGUUACUUCUUCUCAGUAGGACUUGAGGAAAAUCGGCAGUGGAAUAAGAGCGCUGAGUUUUGUCAGGGGCACAACAGCAGUCUGGCUGUGAUCAAAGACUCUGCAGAGAUGGACUUUAUCCAAGGUGUGAUGAGGACGUUCCCUCAGUUCCCUUUUCUGUGGGUGGGUCUGACAGACUCCAAGCAGGAGGGUCAGUGGCUGUGGUGGGACGGGACGGACGUCCAGCACUACAUGCUGGUGAAGGUGGAGUGGGACGCUGAUCACAGGGACUGUGCAGACCUGAGGGGAGGAGGGAGUCUCUUUGCUGCUGAAUGUGAAGCGUACGGACCUUGGGUUUGUAAGAGGGAGUCCUGACAGGCUGUGCACAAAUCCACACACAUUUCAAAUAUCUUUAUUCAUAAGAUGCUGGUAAAAGACUGUUGUUUUUACACCAAAGUACUUUGUUACAGAGUCUAGUCCAGCCACACUUUGUCAUGUAAAGUUAUAAAAAUGUGUGUCCAAACUUUUUUGAAGAGCUUAUAUAUUUGUUUUUUUCCUGUGUAAAAUGUUUAUGGAUAAAAAUGAAACAAGAAAGAAAGUCAGAGAUAAGUCUGAAAGACAUGUGAUGUGAUGUAAAUGAAAUGUUUAUUGUGUACACCUGAAAGUACAGGUGUGUAUGUAGAUGCAGAAUGUGUUUACACUUUGAUAUCUACAAGUAAAUGUAAAUGUUGUAGAAAUCAUAUUCAGCUUAGCUGAUACUUUAAAAUUCAACUGUUUAAGAUGUUCUAUUUGUAUGAACUCAAAGUUGAGUUUUUACAGUUUUACAGUAAAAGUCAAUCAUUCAUUUUUUUUAGAGUGCUAUGAUCAGAAAAAAUCUUUUUCUAUAACAUUAUUAGCACUUUGAUAUAAUCCGGUCUUUCUCCACGUCCAAAGUCAGUUUUUGACUGAAGCUUAAGAGAUUAAAUUAAAUUCAAUUCAAUUUAAAUAUUUAAAGUGACAUCAAGGGAAGUGAAAUUCUGUUAUACAUAAUAUAAAUUAUAUAAAUAUUUUGUUUUUAAUGUCCCAGCCUGUGAAUCUUAAAUCUAACUGGUGACUGCUUUUCAAAAAAAAAAUCUUCAAAUCUUUCUCUUUUUUUGUGCCUUUUGCUUCAGUUUUAACCUUAUUUCCUUAAAGUCAAACUGAGUUUUUAUUAUUAUUAAAUGGUCCAUCUCUCUUA